GUGCAUUCAACAGUAAUUUAGUUUGUCGUCAUUCGAUCAUACACACACAGAUGCAUACACACCAAAUACCCAAUUAUGUAUUAACCGAUGUCGUGAAUUCGAAUUGACCUUUUGCUAGAUAAACAACGAAAUGAAUUUGUUGCAUCUUACAACAAACUAAAUAGUCAACGAUUUUUAACGGAAUAGAUUGUUAACGCGUUGCAAUCAGUGACAAUGUUAAUUAGGUCCGUUUUUCUUGUAGUAACAGUUUUACCCUUGGUGUGGUCGCUGGGAUUAAGGGAAGAGUUUACUUGGACUCGCAUAAAUUAUGUAAUGUUUUCGAGCAGAUAUAACGUCGGAAGGAAACUGAAUAACUUGGGCGAAAAUACGGAAAUUGUUUUCCCUUCUGAUGAUCCAGUUUCGGGGGUAGGAAGCGAACUGAAUCAAAAUGAUGAUUACAUUUACGAAAACAACAUCCCAAUGGGCGCAAACCGCUGGGAGGAUAAGCUGUUUAUUACCGUGCCCAGAAGGCGCAAUGGGGUACCAUCGACGCUCAAUUAUGUUUCGAUUAACAGUCGCAAUCGCCACAAUGUACCCCUCAUCCCCUAUCCCGACGCGGAGAGUAAUAUGUUGCGGAACGAUGGUACAAAUGGGAUAGUUUCGGUUUACAGGGUCGCUGUAGACGUUUGUGAUAGGUUGUGGAUGGUAGACACUGGUACAAUUGAAUUACCCGGGAAUAUCACCCACGUUCAACCCCCGAGCAUACUAAUAUUUGACCUGAAAACUGACAGGUUGAUAAGGAAAUAUGUUCUUAAAGAAAGAGAUUACACGUCGUCGUCCACCUUAGCCGAUGUUACCAUCGAUGUUACCCGUUCGGAUUGUACCAACGCGUAUGCGUACAUUCCCGAUGUCGGAGGGUAUGGGAUGAUCGUGUACAGUUUCCACGAAAACGAUUCGUGGAGGGUUACCCAUAAUUAUUUUUAUUUGGAACCUAUAGCUGGAGAAAUGUCUAUAGGUGGGUUCAAAUUUCAAUGGAACGAUGGUAUUUUUAGUAUCGCCCUGGGUAGUUUACGAAAGGACGGGUUUAGAACCGCUUAUUUCCAUUCGAUGGCUGGAAUAAGUAUUUAUGCGGUGUCCACGAGGAUUUUAAGGAAUAAGCAGUUGGCUACAAGGUCCUACCAUGGAGACGAUUUUAAGGUUGUUGGGCGUCGUGAACUCGGAUAUCAGUCGUCUUCAUCUGCAUUGUACCAGUCGAAUGGGGUUUUGUUUUUGGGUUUGGUGAACAAAAACGCUCUCGGAUGCAUCAAAACGGGACAACGUCUGAUGGCCGAUCCCGUGACCGUUGGGAUCGUCCAAAGGGAUGACAACAAGAUGAUUUACCCUUGCGACGUAAAAAUUUACAAAAAUGACGUAAUCUUACUCACUAAUACCAUGCCAGUGUUCCUGUACGGGAAUUUGGAUUAUUCCCAAGUUAAUUUUAGGGUUUGGAUGGAGAAUGUGGACAAGGCACUGGAAGGAACUGGAUGUUUAAAAAGAUGAUUGAUGCAAUUGUUUCUUUCAUUUGUUUGGUGUAUAUAUAUCUAUUCAGAUAAAUAAAAUUGUAUAAUACACGGACAAUGAUAAUUAAA
Molecule: messenger RNA, 1607 nt
Organism: Agrilus planipennis (emerald ash borer)
Lineage: Eukaryota; Metazoa; Arthropoda; Insecta; Coleoptera; Buprestidae
Gene: Y-f
Product: L-dopachrome tautomerase yellow-f2
Exons: 4
Coding region: 214-1518 (434 amino acids)
Cellular component (GO): extracellular region
Source: RefSeq, a predicted model, not a curated record